Molecule: messenger RNA, 1959 nt
Organism: Drosophila subobscura
Lineage: Eukaryota; Metazoa; Arthropoda; Insecta; Diptera; Drosophilidae
Exons: 2
Coding region: 1-1944 (647 amino acids)
Source: RefSeq, a predicted model, not a curated record
AUGCGUACGCUGAUCACGAGCCCGACGCGCACGGAAGGAACCGUUCAAAAAGCGUAUUUGGGUCUGCACUUGCUUUUGGUAGCUGGUAAUUUCCAGCCCAGGGAAACCAAAGUUUUGGCAAAAGAAGGUUCCAGCCGGAAAGCCACAGCUAGAAGCUUGACCCAAUCACAAAAAUUUGAACAGUGCAUCAAGAUUGUUGCGAUAUGCCACCUCAUCUGGGAUUCGCCGCCCGACUACGACUACAUUGAGUACGAGGACAACGACGAGGAUAUAAACGAAAAAACCCUAGGUCCGGAAGAAACUUACGUUAGCAUCAAGGAGGAUUACAAAAAGGCCAAGUGCGUUCCUCCAGGCCUCAGUCAAAAAGAUAUAGCCAAGUUUUGGGAGGCUGUCGCCGAGUGGGAGACGGAAGUGAAGAACCUUUUUCUCGUAGAGAAAUUCGUUCCUAUCGUCAAGGAAUUCGACAACGCUAUUAAGAUUAAUCUGUGGGGGGUGCUUCGUCUUCGAAAAACAAUAAUGUGCUAUCGAAGCUUGUUUUCCAAUCCGAAACCACCACAAACAACAACAAUAACAACAACAGGACGAUCCACACAAUUGACGACGACACCCACGGCAAUUUCGUCAACAACGGUUUCUCCCUUGACUGCCAGUAGUUGCAAUGCGUACACCGAAAUCGGAGUUUGGAUAAAUGAGCAGAUCAAUGGAACUUUAAGUCUGGAUAAACUAAUCAAGAAGUUGCCAAAAAUUGUGGGGGAGCUCGAGCGCCACAUCCGCAGAAGUUGCUGUCCCUAUCAGCCCGUGCGAGAUCGGGUGGAAGUAGUCCAUGAUGGCAUCGAUUUCAUAUUGGAAUUUCACAGAAUAGAGCCCUACAAGAGAGCGCAGUCCUCGGGUUUUAUUGGCGCAGACUUUGAUAAUCUAAAGACGAGAUUGGAGUACCUAAGCUCGGAGCUAGCCAAGGGAGGAGAAGGGGAAGAACCAUCCGUAGGCACAUGCUGCCCCGCCUGGUCCGAGCAAUUAGAGGCUUUCAAAGAAGAGUUCGAAAAGCUUGUUGAAAAACUAAGAGGAAAUACCUCCUCUUUAGAUAUAACAUCCUUGACCAACAAGCAAAAGGAUUUGGAGAAGAGUCAUUCAGGUCAAAUUAAGCUUUUAGAAAAACUAGAAGCCUUACAUAACAGUCAAGCAUCUGAGAUCACAGAAAGUUGUUGUCAGAAAGAGAAAAUAGUGGAAAAUAUAGAAAAGUGUUUGGUAGACUUGAAAUCGGUUAACGCACUGUCUGAGUCAAAGAAGAUAGUUGGCUCUCUUCAAGAAAGACUGAAUCAAACAAGUGGAACUCUAACAAGUACCGAAAGACUGCUGAUCGCUGAGGAAGCAAAUAUCCGAAAAAUCACAUAUUUGUGCGGAGAAUUGUGCCCAAAUCAAAAGAAACAAAGACUCGGUGAACAAUCGACUAGUGUAAGCCUACUGGAGGCACAAGUGAACGAAAUGAAUGAUAAAGCUCCGGGAAUAGUUGAACUUGCAGGCUCGUUAAAUUGGACAGCACAUCUUAAAUCUAUAAACCAGGUGAGGCAAAGAUUCAUGGGUUUUAUGAUCGAACAGAGACAGAAAGAUGUUAACUUUCACGUGGCCAAUAUUUAUGAAGAGCCAUCGGAUGAGUCGCUAAAAGAGCUGACCCGGAGACUGGACCAGCUGGAGGCGAUGCUAAAUGGACUCCGUCCGAAGAACCAGACCUAUGAACAGAUCCUGUUGGACCGCAUGGGGGGCCUGGAGCAGGGCCUGAGAGACCGUCUGAGUGUCCUGAACGCGAGGAUCAAGAAGACCGAAGCGGAUGCAAAAAACUGCAACUCGGACUGCGACUGGGGGGAGCUGCCGACCAUGGCAGAACUCCAGCAGAGAGUUAAGGCUAUGGCAGCAUCGGUAAAGAGUCGUUCCGGAAAGCGUAGCUAGGAAAACCUUAAAAAC